AUCCUCGCUAGUCCCUUUCAGGUAAUGAGGAAUAAUAUUUCCAAAGCAUUGCAGCCAUGUCAAAGCAUCAUCAUCAUACCCACUAUCAACUACGACCUACCUACCUACCUACCUACCUCACAACUCCGUACAGUAUAUCCAAUUACCGCCAUAGCACAUAUCACUCGCACGCAAUACACGAAACAAUCAAUCGCCAAUUGAUUUCUCGACCUCACCCACCCUCUUUGCGUGCCCUCGCGCAAACAGCAACACACGACAUCCCAUUCACCACCUCCCACCCAACCCACUUCAACAUGUCAGGCACCAAACAAAUCAUAAACCACUACACGCGCAUCCUCUCGCUCUGGCCCAAGGACCCCCUCCGCCCCGCCCAACCCUUCACCAACGCCAUCGAACACCGCGCCGUCCCCCUCGGCGUGACCCCCCUCCCCAAACCCUCCCCCUCCUCAAAAGAUGCCCCCUCGUCCUCCUCCACACAAACACCCCCCGCCGCCGCACCGUCGACACUAAACGCAGACGCCGAACUCGCCAACAUCAACGCGCUGUACUCGCUCCUCGGGAACCGCUACAGCAACCUGAACAAGCUGUCCCCGGGAGUCCUGAAGCCCACGUCGAACCCGGAGUACUACGACCGGCUGAUGCGAGAGAUCGAGCGCGCGCCCACAAAGUCGUGGUUCCAGGCGAAAGUCGACGAGUGGAAGAUGAAGAUUAGGUGGCAGUAAAAAAAGAAUCAUAAGAAAAGAAGAAGAACGAAUUAAGAGAGGGUAUAUUUGUAUGAAAUGAUUGGGAGUCGAUGAAGCUGGGACGGAGGAGGAUUCUUGCUCCGGGAUUUAUGGGUUGCGGGAAUAUAGGAAGGAGACGACCCAUGUACUGUACUCAAUUGUACUACAUACUAUGUACUUGUAUAUAAUGAUAUCAUCAUUGCAUAUUAUGGCGUUGUGGCACUCGGGAA
Messenger RNA from Aaosphaeria arxii CBS 175.79, 952 nucleotides. RefSeq lists its product as uncharacterized. Lineage: Eukaryota; Fungi; Ascomycota; Dothideomycetes; Pleosporales. The transcript has 2 exons. Gene Ontology annotation, molecular function: ribosome binding. Gene Ontology annotation, biological process: mitochondrial respiratory chain complex III assembly. The record is from RefSeq and is a predicted model, not a curated record. Gene Ontology annotation, cellular component: Cbp3p-Cbp6 complex; mitochondrion. Bases 57 to 722 code for a protein of 221 amino acids.